Molecule: messenger RNA, 1173 nt
Organism: Paramecium sonneborni
Lineage: Eukaryota; Ciliophora; Oligohymenophorea; Peniculida; Parameciidae
Source: the annotation of a GenBank genome assembly
AUGGCAGAGGGCAUAAAAAAAUAUGGGAAAUCUUUUCUUCCAUACAAUUCUAUGAUUGGGAGAUCAUAAAAUUUAAAAUCUGAUGUCUCUUUUGAUCCUGUUUAAUAAUGCAUUGUUGAACCCAAAGUUCCAGAAUCAUAAGGAGACGCAUUCUAAUUAAUAACAGGAGACAUCCCAACAAUCUAAAAAAUUAUUCAAACAUAAUCACAAUAAAAUUCAAGAGUAGUCUCCAAAUUAUCUUAUGAUGGAGGGAUUGACUUAUUAAAGGAUAGACAAAAAUAUAUAGAACUACUUAUCACCAAUUCUCUUGAUAGCAAAUUGCUUUAAAGACCACUUCUAUUAUUCCCAUCCUAACAGUAAUAUUUAAAUUAACUUGGUACAUUAAUAAGUUAAUCACCUAAUGGCUCAUUUUGUCCAUUCUUGAAUAUAAAUUAAAAAGAAAAGCAGCAGUUGCACUAAAAUUUACAAUAAUCACUAAAUAUACCUAAUAUCUUUCUUAAGACUUAUCAAUAAGACAAUUAUUCUAAAAAAUAAACCAUUUUAAAGCCAAAAGCAAUCAAAUAAGAUUUGCAUUUCAAAAAGGAAGAAAUAAAAUUUCUGAAUUUAGAAGAAUCUUGUUAAAGUGAAGUUAUAAAAUAAGAAGAAAGUAGUUGGAAUGAACUUCCAUAACCGCAUUCAAUAAAAAAAUACAAUAAAAAGUACUAAUCAAAUGAUAGUUCUGAAUCAUUCAAAAUUAUAAAGAAGAAAAAAGAAAAGAAAAUUAAUGAUACCAAGAAUAUCACAAAGAAUUAUUCGAAGGCAAUUAUCUCAUAUAUCAUAAAUAACCCUGAUUUACUUAAGUAAUUCUUCUCAAACAAGUAAUAUGAUGAUUUUUUGUUAUUGCUUAAAAAUAAAAAAAAUCAAAUGACUAAUAUAAAAUAAUUAAGAGAUCUUUGGAUCGAUGGAGGAAAGUUUUCUGAAUUUAAUAAAGUCUUUCGAAUUAUAAGGUAUAUAUUGUUUAUAAUAAUAAAAGCUAAUACUUUUUAAAGAAUCAGUCAGUAGCUUAUGUAUAUAACUCUAGAAUUUCCAAUACUAUUUGGCAUCUCAAGUAUAGACAAAAUUUGUUGAGAGCUUUAAAAGAGCCUGAAAAUUUUAGAUUUAUCAAAGACUUAUGAUUAAAUUGUUUGUUGCCAA